This is a messenger RNA of Xenopus laevis (African clawed frog), 1104 nucleotides long. RefSeq names its product glyoxylate reductase/hydroxypyruvate reductase, gene 1 L homeolog (gene grhpr.L). Gene Ontology annotation, molecular function: glyoxylate reductase (NADPH) activity; hydroxypyruvate reductase (NADH) activity; oxidoreductase activity, acting on the CH-OH group of donors, NAD or NADP as acceptor. The record is from RefSeq and is marked provisional. Gene Ontology annotation, cellular component: cytosol. NCBI's taxonomy places the organism in Eukaryota, Metazoa, Chordata, Amphibia, Anura, Pipidae.
GUGAGAUCGGCUAAUGAAGGCAGCAGCACAGCAGAUCAUGAAGGUCUUUGUCACCAGGAGGAUUCCCCCGGAAGGACACACACUGCUGUCCCAGGCUGCUCUAUGCAAGGUCCAGCAGUGGGACUCCGAUGAGCCUAUACCAAGAGCAGAACUGCUGAAAGGCAUCUCUGGAGCCCAUGGAUUAAUUUGCUUAUUGUCUGAUAAGAUUGACAAGGAAGUUCUGGACACAGCUGGUCCGAACCUCAAGGUUAUCAGCACGCUGUCUGUGGGCUUUGAUCAUUUAGCACUGGAUGAAAUAAAAAAGCGUGGAAUCAGAGUGGGAUACACACCAGAUGUUCUGACUGAUGCCACAGCAGAGCUCACCGUAGCAUUACUGCUAACAACCUGCCGCCGGCUGCCAGAGGCAAUACAGGAAGUUAAGAACGGAGGAUGGAAAACCUGGGCGCCAAUGUGGAUGUGCGGUUAUGGACUGUCGAACAGCACUGUUGGUGUAAUUGGCCUGGGAAGAAUAGGUUUGGCUAUUGCUCGCCGCCUUAAACCAUUUGGUGUGAAAAAGUUUUUAUAUACAGGACGUCAACCCAAGUCUGAAAGUGAUGAAGAACUUAAUGCAGAAUUCGUGUCCACUGAGAAACUUGCUGAGGAGUCUGACUUUGUCAUUGUGUCCUGCUCAUUAACACCUGAGACUGUGGGACUCUGCAAUAAAGAUUUUUUUCAAAAAAUGAAAAAGACAUCUAUUUUCAUUAACACAAGUCGAGGCUCUGUUGUAAACCAGGAGGAUCUUUACGAGGCCUUGGCCAAUGGACAGAUUGCUGCCGCCGGACUUGAUGUAACAACCCCAGAACCUCUUCCAACAGACCAUCCACUUCUCACACUAAAGAACUGUGUGAUCCUGCCUCACAUUGGAAGUGCCACAUAUGCUACUAGAAACGCCAUGUCCAUUCUUACUGUAAAUAACCUGCUAAAGGGUCUAGCUGGAGAGGAAAUGCCCAGUGAACUUAAGCUGUGAAGUACGGUUCAAGCUCUGCAUCUGUAUAUCAAGACACAUAACGAAGAAAUCAAGUAGAAUAUGUCACCCUCAACUGGUCCAUCUGCCGCUAUUAAACA